Cynocephalus volans (Philippine flying lemur) is the source of this 2706-nucleotide messenger RNA. It is a transcript of the gene DSC2, whose product is annotated as desmocollin 2. Bases 1 to 2706 code for a protein of 901 amino acids. The transcript has 16 exons. Lineage: Eukaryota; Metazoa; Chordata; Mammalia; Dermoptera; Cynocephalidae. Gene Ontology annotation, molecular function: calcium ion binding; cadherin binding. Gene Ontology annotation, biological process: multicellular organism development; cell morphogenesis; cell-cell junction assembly. The record is from RefSeq and is a predicted model, not a curated record. Gene Ontology annotation, cellular component: plasma membrane; desmosome; catenin complex.
AUGGCGGCAGCUGGACCCGCACGCUCCCGGAGCGGAGCCCUCUGCCGGCUGCUCCUGCUGGCCCUCACGAUCUUAACAUUUGCAAGUGAUGCCUGCAAAGAAGUGACUCUACCUGUUUCCUCCAAACUAGAUGCUGGGAAAUUUGUUGGUAGAGUUAACCUGAAGGAGUGCUUUAAGUCUGCAAAUCGAAUUCGUUUAAGUGAUCCUGAUUUCCAAAUUUUAGAGGACGGUUCAGUCUAUACAACAAAUACUAUCCUUCUGUCCUCGGAGAAGAGACAUUUUACCAUAUUACUUUCUAACACUGAGAACCAAGAAGAGAAGAAGAUAUCUGUACUUUUAGAACAUCAAACAAAGGUACUAAAGAAAAGACAUUCUAAAGAAAAAGUUCUAAGACGUGCCAAGAGAAGAUGGGCUCCUAUUCCUUGUUCAAUGCUAGAGAAUUCCUUGGGUCCUUUCCCCCUUUUUCUUCAACAGGUUCAAUCUGACACAGCACAAAACUAUACCAUAUACUAUUCUAUAAGAGGGCCUGGAGUUGACAAAGAACCUCUAAAUUUGUUUUAUGUGGAGAGAGAUACUGGAAACCUGUAUUGCACUCGUCCUGUAGAUCGUGAGCAGUAUGAAUCUUUUGAGCUAAUUGCCUUUGCAACAACCCCAGAUGGGUAUACUCCAGAACUUCCACUGCCCCUAAUAAUCAAAAUAGAGGAUGAAAAUGAUAACUACCCAAUUUUUACAGAAACAACUUACAUUUUUACAAUUUUUGAAAAUUGCAAAAUUGGUUCUACUGUGGGACAGGUAUGCGCAACUGACAAGGAUGAGCCUGACACGCUGCACACGCGCCUGAAGUACUCUAUCCUUGGGCAGCUGCCAGCAACUCCCACCCUGUUUUCUAUGCAUCCAACUACAGGUGUGAUCACCACAUCAUCAUCUCAGCUAGACAGAGAGUUAAUUGAUAAAUACCAGUUAAAAAUAAAAGUACAAGACAUGGACGGUCAACACUUCGGCUUGCAAACGACUGCAACUUGUAUCAUUAAUAUUGAAGAUGUGAAUGACAACUUGCCAACAUUUACCCGUACUUCUUAUGUGACAUCAGUGGAAGAAAAUACAGUUGAUGUGGAAAUCUUACGGGUUACUGUUGAGGAUAAGGAUUUAGUCAAUACUGCUAACUGGAGAGCUAAUUAUACCAUUUUAAAGGGCAAUGAAAAUGGAAAUUUUAAAAUUGUAACAGAUCCCCAAACCAAUGAAGGAGUUCUAUGCGUAGUUAAGCCUCUGGAUUAUGAAGAAAGACAACAGGUGACCCUGCAAAUUGGUGUAGUUAAUGAAGCUCCAUAUUCUAGAGAGGCUAGUUCAAGAUCAACCAUGAGCACGGCGACAGUUACGGUCAGUGUACAAAAUCAAAAUGAGGGUCCUGAGUGUAGCCCUCCAGCCCAGUCUGUUAGAAUUAAAGAAAAUGCACCAACGGGAACAGUAAGCAAUGGAUAUAAAGCAUACAAUCCAGAAACAAGAAGUAGCAGUGGCAUAAGUUAUGAGAAAUUAAAUGAUCCAAAAGGGUGGGUGACCAUUGAUAAAAAUUCAGGAUCAAUCACAAUUUUCAGAAGCCUGGAUAGAGAGGCAGAAGACAUCAAAAGUGGUGUAUAUAAUGUUACGGUCCGUGCGUCAGACACAGAUGGGAGAACAUGUACCGGGACACUGGGAAUUAUACUUGAAGAUGUGAACGAUAACGGCCCAUCCAUACCUAAACGAACAGUGAUAAUCUGCAAAACCACCAUGUCAUCUGCAGAGAUUGGUGCUGUUGAUCCUGAUGAACCCAUAAAUGGCCCGCCCUUUGCCUUCACCUUGGAGAGUUCUGACGCAGAAGUACAGAGAAUGUGGAGACUGACAAAAAUUAAUGAUACAGCAGCACGUCUCUCCUAUCAGAAUGAUCCUCCAUUUGGAACAUAUGUAGUUCCUGUCAGAGUCACAGAUAGACUUGGCCAGUCUCAGGUCACUUCAUUGAAUGUUGUGCUUUGUGACUGUAUUACGGAAAGUGAUUGUACAACUCGCGUAGGUCCAAGGACUGGCAGCGGAGAAGUAAAACUUGGAACGUGGGCCAUCCUUGCAAUACUGUUGGGCAUAGCCUUGCUCUUUUGUAUCCUGUUUACAUUAGUCUGUGGGGUGUCUAGGGCAGGCAAACAACCAAAAGUAUUUCCUGAUGAUUUAGCCCAGCAGAACCUCAUUGUUUCAAACACUGAAGCUCCUGGAGAUGACAAAGUGUAUUCCACGAAUGGCUUCACAACCCAUACUGUGGGCACUUCUGCACAGGGCAUGUGUGGCACAUUAGGAUCAGGAGUCAGAAGUGGAGGGCAGGAGACCAUUGAAAUGGUGAAAGGAGGACACCAGGCCUUGGAGUCCUGCCAGGGGGCCGGGCAUCAUCACACUCUGGAUUCCUGCAGGGGAGGACGUGUGGAGAUGGACAACUGCAGAUACACUUACUCGGAGUGGCACAAUUUCACCCAGCCUCGUCUCGGUGAAAAGGUGCAUCUGUGUAAUAAGGAUGACGAUCAUAAUCACGCCCAAGACUAUGUCCUUACGUAUAACUACGAAGGAAAAGGAUCAGUGGCUGGUUCUGUAGGUUGUUGCAGUGAACGACAAGAAGAUGAUGGGCUUGAAUUUUUAGACCAUUUGGAACCCAAAUUUAGGACACUAGCAGAAGCAUGCAUAAAGAGAUGA